GUAUAUGAAAAAGUAAAUAAUAUGGAGUAAAAUAUCAGAGUUUUUCCACAGGAAGCCCGUCAYGUCGGGAGCUUUGGAUUUUUGUUACUAUAGCAACAGGCCAUACAUAACAGCUCAUUCUCGCCAUUUUGUCUUCAAUUCAAUGAUCGCUCUGAGUUGAGUCAAGAUUAAACCUAAAAUAAGGACUUCAAACUAUUAAAACACAAGAAAUAUAGUCRAUAACAACACCAUGGAGGAAAAAUUGAAAGAUGUGAAGGCUUUUCUGAUGAAAACCAGUAGCAUUUCCAACAAAAAUCUAUAUGAUCAUCUAAGCGAUGUACUUUGUAAAAUAUUAGACGAAAGACCAAGCAACUGCGUUGAUGUUUUUGAAGAUUACAGUCAAGAAAUUAAAAAAGGGAACAAAGAAAAAGAAGAGGAUGAAAGUGCAAAAGCUCAAGAUAAACAGACAGCUGAAAUGCAACAAAAGUUGUUUGAGAAAGAGGGGGACGGAGAAGGAGGGGAAGCAGAGAACGAAGAGGACAUGGAGACACCCCUCCCUGACCUGAUGAACCUUGAGUUCUAUUUUGAACAAGCAGGAAUUGGCUUGAGUAGAGAAGAGAUGUUUAGAGUAUUUUUAGCUCUCAAGCAGCUGGUUUUUACCAAGCCAUUACAGAGUGUGCGCUUCUGGGGUAAAAUAUUUGGUAUUGAAAAUAAUUACUACAUAGCAGAAGUGGAAUACCGGGAAGGAGAGGAAGAAGAAGAAGAGGAGGAAGAAGAGGGAGAAGGAGAAGGUGAAGGUGAAAAGGAUGAAGACAAGAAUGAAGAUGAUGAAGAAGGAGGUGAAGAGGAUGACACACCAAAGUCAGAGUGGAAGCCCCCRGCUCCCAUUCCUAAGGAAGAGAACAGAGUAGGGACCAACAAGAAAGUGUACUUUGUCACCACUGAACCUGGAAAACUUUGGGUCAAGCUUCCACCUGUCACCCCUGCACAAAUCACAAUAGCAAGACAGAUCAAGAAGUUCUUUACAGGAAGACUUGAUGCUCCUAUUUCCAGCUACCCACCAUUUCCAGGAAAUGAAAGCAAYUAUCUUCGCGCACAGCUGGCCAGGAUAACAGCUGGUUGUAGCAUCAGCCCUGCAGGGUAUUACAUGUUUGAGGAAGAAGAAGAAGAGGAGGAUGAAACGGAGGAAAGGGAUUCCUACAUUCUGAACACAGAAUUUGAAGGCAUUAAGGUCGAUGUAUAUGGCACAAUCCCGUUGAGAAAUCUGAAGAUGAAUUCGAAGAAGAAGAUGAGGAAGAGGAGAAAGAAGCUGCUGAUGAGCCCAAGAGAGAGACUGGGCCUUCACUUCUAACGUCUGUCUCCGACGACGAAUCUGUGAAUGGAAUGCCUGCUUGGACACCCUCAUUGUCAUCUGAGGUUCUUCCUCGGUACGCUUUGGCAGUGAUGAGAUCUAACAGAUGGCCAGGAAGCUAUGCGUUUGCUAAAGACAGGAAAUUUGAAAAUAUUUACAUCGGAUGGGGACACAAAUACGAUGCAGACAACUACACCCCUCCCCCUCCCCCAGAGUUAAUGAAAGAGUACCCUGUCUUACCGGAAGUAACGGAAAUAGACGACCCAACAGUGGAAGAGGAGAGGGCUUUAAAGAAAGCGCAAGAAGAAGCAGUGGAAGCAGCUGAGGAGAUGGAAGACAUGGACGACGAUGAUGACGAUGAUUAAAUCUACACAAUUAAUUUUUAUAUGUAAAGUAGAAUCAUUUUAUGAUGUCACUCGUUGCGGAACGAUAUAUUUAAUGUACAGUUUAUUUUGUAAAAAAUAUACCUAGACGAAUAUGAAAGAGUGUAAUUUUCUGAAAGUGAAAUAAUUUCUUCAGUUGCUUGAAACAAAUUUGGAAUAAUAUAUACUUGUGCUUAUUAAAAAGAACUAGACGCAUAUCUGCGUGUACUCGGGCUUCAUAGCAGAAAAUCGAAAAAAUUCUUGGUGAACAUUGUCACCUUUUUAGAUGGUACAAAGUCUGUGCAAAAUCAAGUGUGCUAAAAAUGUUGAGGGUGUUAGAUAGAUAGACUUUGAUUUGACGCAUGCGCCUUAGGGCUUCGAAGGCGAUUUGUGACUGAAGAAAAAAAAUAACGAAGCCCAAUUUAUACCUCGGGCAUUUCUUCGAAAGCCCGAGUAAAAAGACACUGUUUAUCUGACUUUUAAGGGGGCUUGAAAGUGUUUUCUACUUUCAUAUACACUCACAAUAGAUCCUCACAAUAAUUAACGUCCUGGAAGAAACUUUAUAUGGCCGUAAUAUGACAAGCAAGUAAACCCGAAAAACAAAUAUCAAAAAAUGACGUAAGACGUUGCUAUGACAACAUCAGAACCCUCUUAAUUUUAUGCCAACGAAUGUUUUCUCUUAGAAAAUCAAAACUGAGUAAGGUGCGGUGUAUACGGGCUACAAAAUACCACAACAUAUUGUUGUGUUGCAAGUUACAGAGCAAAUGUUGCUCGUAUUUACCAUUCCGAGAGCAACAAAUCUUUGUUGUUGCGUAGCGUAGUGUAGAGAUCUAGUGUCUUCUUCGCUCAAAAAAUAAAAAAUAUUCCUGCCAUAAUAUUAACAAAACGGUGAAUUAUUUUUGAAACGUAUCUUGUGGUAUGAUAUUGCAAUAACUCAAAUAAGAACUCGAAUUUUAUUUUGAAAACUAAUAUUAUCGAAAUCGAACUUCACGAAAAACU
This is a messenger RNA of Actinia tenebrosa (Australian red waratah sea anemone), 2691 nucleotides long. Its product is annotated as radial spoke head protein 4 homolog A. Lineage: Eukaryota; Metazoa; Cnidaria; Anthozoa; Actiniaria; Actiniidae. The record is from RefSeq and is a predicted model, not a curated record. Gene Ontology annotation, cellular component: radial spoke; axoneme. Gene Ontology annotation, biological process: cilium assembly; cilium movement involved in cell motility; axoneme assembly.